UUCAAGGAUCCAGGGACGGGUAUUGCUCCUUUUUUGUUGUUUUUUAAUAGGUUGAUUCUCUUGCCUCGAGCAUAAUUUACAGCCAAUGAUUCUCGUUAAUCUGUCUGUGGAGCUGAGAUGUGACUGUGCCGUGCAGGUAGGAAUGAUCAGCCAUUCCAACGGGAAUGAAGUCGUCCACGCCGGCCUUUCUUUGCGCCAGUGGUAAUUUUCCAAUGCAUUCCUAGGCGCCUGCGCGUAACCUGAGUAACAUUUCUCGAAAAUACCACUGGGUCAAAACAUGGGCUUCCACGCCUAAUCUGGCUAGAUACGCGACGGCUUCUUCCAGGCAUAUAUAUUGUACUUCCUUUCCUCUAGUCCCAAUUGCUUUCCUCAUCCUCGCAUACAUCUUCAACUCUCUACACACCUUUUCAAACCAAACCAAAAACCAACCCUCCACAUUCAAAAUGGUCUCCGUCCGUUUCAUCGCCGCAGUCUUCGCCGCCACUGCUGCUGCUCUGCCCGCCACCGCCCCUGGCGAGUACUGUGGUUCCGGCAUGGAGCUUAACUGCUGCAACCGCCAGUUCGACUCCAAGUCUGCUGAUAUCGGCCCCCACCAGUCCGGUCUCCUCGCUGGUCUCGUCAAUGGCCUUGCCGGUGGUGAUGGUCUUUCCAUCCUCGGCGACUGCUCUCCCAUCGACCUUGCUUCCCUCAUCGGUGGUGGUGCCCUUCUCAACGGCCAGACCUGCCGUGGCAAGGUUGCUUGCUGCAACCGCUCUCAGUCCGUCGCCGUUGGUGGCCUCCUCAACCUCGCCCUUCCUUGCGUUGCUGUUGGCUCUGCUGUCAACUAAAAGGUUUUCCUUUGACGCGUGAUUUUAGAGGACGGACCCGGUGUUUACUGAUACCUACUUCAAUUUUAAUUUCCUUUGUACUAAUUAAUACUUUUAAAACAUCUUGCAUUUUCCCACUAU
[Torrubiella] hemipterigena is the source of this 947-nucleotide messenger RNA. Lineage: Eukaryota; Fungi; Ascomycota; Sordariomycetes; Hypocreales; Clavicipitaceae. The record is from the annotation of a GenBank genome assembly.